CGGCCCGGCACGCUGAGGGUCGCUCGUGGCCGAGGGUCGGGCGCGUGUUGUGGGCUCCGGGCGUGCGCCGCCGAAGAGCGCCGGGCCGGCCGGCGGGCGGUUAGCUUCCCGCUCGACGCGGGGAGGGUUGGCACGCCGGGCGCCGCUCGGCCUCGGCGGGCGGCGACGGCCGGGCCCUCGGGUCCUCUGUCCCGGGCCGGAGCCAGCGGGUGCCCCGGCAGAGAGACGGGCGGCCGGGCUCCCUGGUCCCGGGCGCCCCCCGGCUGGGGCGAGGCGACCAUGUCCGCUCGCGCCCCGGGGCCCGCCGCUCCGCGUCGGGAAGACCCGCCCGCGGUGGCCGCCAACCGGGAGCCGCUGUUGAGCUCGGUGAGCCGGCAGGCCGAGCAGCCGCCCCCUCCGGAGCCAGACGGCGGGGAGGUGGCGAGGGCGGAGCGCGUUGCGGCCGCCCUCAGCGCGGGGGCGCGGGGCGAACCGUCUCCGGCCUCGGUACUGGGGCGCAGCGUGCCUCAGGCGGCCGUGCCCGUGCGGCCCCUGGCGCUGCACCUGGCACACAAGGCGCGCGGCUCCGGGGGCCCCUCGGCCGGGGAGCCCCCCACCCCGCCGCCCACGCUCCCGCCACGGGGUCCGCCGGCCGAGGACGCCCGAGAGGAGCUGCCCGCUGCGGUCCCGGUGGAGAAGCUGCAGCCGCCGCCGCCUAAAGAGAACCCGUGGACCAAAAAGCCGCCACAACACCUGGCCCCCGCCGCGCCGGAGCCGUCGCCGCCCCCGCCGGACGCCCCGGGAGCAGAGCUCAGUUCCCCAAAACUUGUAAAAGCAGGAAUGUUGAAGACAAAGAAAUCCAAUAAGGCCAGCGAUUUCAGCGAUAUGGCUCUUUGGCCAACACCAGGUGAAUUAGUGAACACUGGAUUUCAGAGUGUCCUAAGCCAAGGAAAUAAGAAGCCUCAAAUUAGAAAAGAAAAAGAAGAGAAGGUCGAAAAGAGAAGUAACAGUGAGAGCAAAGAAAACAGAGAAACCAAGUUAAAUGGUCCUGGUGAAAAUGUGAGUGAGGAUGAGGCUCAGUCAAGUAACCAUCGGAAGAGAGCUAAUAAGCACAAGUGGGUACCACUCCACUUAGAUGAUCUUAGGCCAGACAGUCAAGAAAGACCUGGAUCCCGGAAUAAUUCAAGAUGUCAAGCUGAAGCAAAUAAGUCAGCACACAAUAAUAGGCGAAAUGAUACACGAAGUUGGCGGCGAGAAAGAGAAAAAAGAGAAGAUCAAGAUGAAGUAUCCAGUGUGAGAAGUGAGGGUGGUACUAUCCGAGGUUCCUUCAGAGGCCGAGGAAGAGGCCGAGGAUGGGGAAGAGGACGAGGCAGAGGAAAUUCUCGACUGAACUUUGAGUAUACAUAUGGUUAUGGAGAACAUGGUGAAAGGACUGAUCAACCAUUUCAAACAGAACUUAAUACCAGCAUGAUGUAUUACUAUGAUGAUGGGACAGGCGUACAAGUGUAUCAUGUGGAGGAAGCAUUGCUUAAAGAAUACAUUAAACGUCAAAUUGAAUAUUACUUUAGUAUAGAAAAUUUGGAACGAGAUUUCUUUCUUCGGAGGAAAAUGGAUGAACAAGGUUUCUUGCCUAUUUCCCUUAUUGCUGGUUUUCACCGAGUUCGGGCUCUUACCACAAACCUUAAUCUCAUCUUAGAGGCGCUGAAGGAUAGCACAGAAGUUGAAAUUGUAGAUGAGAAAAUGAGAAAAAGAGUAGAACCAGAAAAAUGGCCAAUUCCAGGCCCUCCUCCACGGACUGUGCCGCAAACAGAUUUCUCUCAACUGAUUGAUUGUCCAGAGUUUGUACCAGGCCAAGCUUUUUGCUCACAUACAGAGUCUGCCCCAAAUUCUCCAAGAAUUGGAAGUCCUUUGAUUCCAAAGAAAAAUACUGAAACAAGUAGUCUUCAAGCAAUGUUUAGAGGUUUGUCUACCAGUUUACCUGACUUGGAUUCAGAACCUUGGAUAGAAGCAAAAAUGAGGCAUCAUGUGUCCCCAGUGGAAUUAAAGGAAUCAGUAUCUAGACCUGAAGAGGCAUCAAAUCAAUAGUGUCUUCCAGAAGAAAAAAUACAAAAAGAACUUGAUUCUCUAUUUGAGGAAGAGAUGGUAAAUGGAUGAAAAAAGACGUUUACUGAUUGGUCUGAUAAUGAUAGAGAUUAUGAAAUUGAUGCCCGGGAUUUAAACAGGAUUUUGAUUGUAACUCCACCUUAUAUGAGAAAACUUUCUGGAAAUUGAGCAGGCUACCACAUGUCUCAGGCAAAACUUACAUCAGACGUUGCUAAAGUUAUCAGUGAUGGUUUAUAUUACUAUGAGGAGGAUUUGUGGAUGGAUGAAGAUGAAAAACAUGCAGCAAUAAAGAGCACAAGAAAGAGAAAGACGAAGCACAGUGCACGUCCCCCUCUAGAGUGUCAUGUUGGUUGGGUGAUGGAUUCCAGAGAUCACAGGCCCAGAACAUCCUCUGUCAGCAGCAGUUCAAACCCUUCACCUUCAGAAGCUGCAUCACUUGUGGGGAGCUGUGGAUGUGCCCCCCACCCACUCCCCAAGUUCCAGCACCCUUCUCAUGAACUUUUGAAGGAAAAUGGCUUUACCCAACAAAUGUAUCACAAGUAUCGCCUAAGAUGUCUAAGCGAAAGAAAACGCUUGGGAAUUGGACAGUCCCAAGAAAUGAAUACCCUCUUUCGUUUCUGGUCCUUUUUCCUCAGAGAUCACUUCAAUAAAAAAAUGUAUGAGGAAUUUAGACAACUUGCUUGGGAAGAUGCAAAAGAAAAUUACAGGUAUGGGUUAGAAUGUCUGUUCAGGUUUUAUAGUUACGGACUGGAAAAAAAUUUCAGACAAGAAAUUUUUAAGGAUUUCCAAGAAGAAACCAAAAAAGAUUACGAAUCUGGUCAGCUGUAUGGACUAGAAAAAUUUUGGGCCUAUCUGAAAUACUCUCAAUCUAAGACACAUUCUGUUGACCCAAAGCUUCAAGAAUACCUCUGUAGUUUUAAGAAGUUAGAAGACUUCCGCGCUGAUCCUCCGAUUAGUGAGGAAUCGGGAAGGAAAACGCCUACAUCUACCUCUGCCGAGGAGAAUAAUAGUCACAGACUUGUGUCCGGCUCCUCCGCAAAGGCUGCCGCCACCGCCCAGCUGACUUCCAGCGCGCAGCCUCCGGUGCCCUCUCCCAGACUGCGCUCUUCCCAGGCCUCGGGCCGCAGCUCACCCCAGGACCAGGACCUCACUGCUGCUGCCGACCCAACGAACCCAACGAACGGUGAAAUUCCCCUGGAGAAAUAGACUCUUAGGAAAAUUGUGUGUCCUUGAAGUCAGUAUUUACAUCAGGAUUUGUUUGGGGAAAAAAAAUCUUCUGAUGUCUAUGAUAAUCAGAAAAAAGGAAAAGGAAGAUGAAUGGUAGCAUUUUUAAAAAGCAAGGUAAAUUGCAAACGCAUUUUCCCGGGCUUCACAAAGGAAGGAUAGUUUUGGUGCCCUUUAAAGAGAUCCUCUAGUAAUGCAAUUUGGGCUCAGUACUUUCUUAAUCCGAUGUUUACAAGAACAGUGUUCUUUCAGUAUGUUAAAAGCAGCGCAAGGAAUGCCAGCGGUGUAGUGCGCUUCUUGCAGAAAAUAUAGUGUGUGCUGUGUUCAUCUCUUGCACAGUGAGCUCUCUGGAUGACCCAGCUGCUUCCUGUCAGCUCCUAUUUGAACUUCUGUUCAUAGGUUACCUAUGUGUUUUUAAAUUCAGAAAAAAGAAUAUGAAAGAGACAUUUACUUUUUCUUUCAGAUGCACAGGUUCAAAGGAAACUUGUUUUAAGUAAUAAUUAACGUUGAAAUGUAUGCACUUUCGAUGCCCUCUCUCCCCCUUGGUCAUAUUUUGUGAUUUUCCUAGUUGUGUCAGUGUGGAGUUUUUCUGAAUUGGUAUAAAUUGGUUACAUAUUUGGAGAUACUCAGUUUUGUGAUUCUGUGUAAGCUUGCAGUAAUUAAAAACUGCAUUGGUACUGGUUAGACUAUUGUCCUAAAUAAAUUAAAACUGCUUUGGAUGUAUCUGUUGUUUGUACAUCCACAAGUAUGUCACAAGCAGUCAGAUCAAUUUAAAAGUAAUAGUUAAUGUUUGUUUUUAUUUUAAUUCUGUAGUAUGCUCAUAAGUGUUUUCAAGAGUUAUUAAAAAUUGGUUUCUAAUUUUUCCUGUAAUUGAAAUUAAUGUAAACGAUCGUUUGAGGUUUUGUGAGAUUUUAAAAAAAUAAAGCAUUUAUUCUAUA
Cavia porcellus (domestic guinea pig) is the source of this 4244-nucleotide messenger RNA. It is a transcript of the gene Larp1b, whose product is annotated as La ribonucleoprotein 1B. Gene Ontology annotation, biological process: mRNA stabilization; positive regulation of translation. Lineage: Eukaryota; Metazoa; Chordata; Mammalia; Rodentia; Caviidae. Gene Ontology annotation, cellular component: cytoplasmic stress granule; cytosol. The record is from RefSeq and is a predicted model, not a curated record. Gene Ontology annotation, molecular function: RNA cap binding.